Molecule: messenger RNA, 1272 nt
Organism: Lactuca virosa
Lineage: Eukaryota; Viridiplantae; Streptophyta; Magnoliopsida; Asterales; Asteraceae
Source: the annotation of a GenBank genome assembly
AUGUCAUCGUCUUCAAGCAGCAAUGUGAGACUGUGUGGAUGUGGACAUCCGGUUGGCCUAUGGACGGCAUGUACUGGGAUUUCUAUUUGCAAGAAACCACCAGCGACUAAAAAACUUAACAUGAAACGAUAUGAAGAGAAGAAAGUCGAGUCACAAGCGAAAGAAGUCAAGUUUCCAUGUGAAGCUGGUAUUGGAUUUAAGAAAAGAAAAGGUAUUUCAACAUCUAUUGAAAGAGCUUUUGGUGUUGAAAUUAGGGACCCACUCGAUCAAGAAAUAGCAAGGAUGUUUUAUACCGGAGGUUUACCUUUUAAUCUUGCAAGAAAUCCACACUAUCUCAGGGCUUUUCAGUUUUCUGCUAACAACAAAAUUGUUGGUGAUGGCUGGAGUGAUCCUACAAGAAAACCUCUAAUCAAUUUCAUGGCUACAUCAGGUAAUGGUCCUUUGUUUCUAAAGGUUGUGAACUGUUUUGAGGAAGUAAAAGAUAGAUUUUAUAUUGUUGAAUUAACGAAAGAAGUCGUCGAUGAAAUUGGUCAUCAAAAUGUUGUGCAAAUCAUUACUAACAAUGCAGCAAAUUGUAAGGCGGUUGGAGAGAUUAUAGAGAGUCAGUUUCCUCACAUCUAUUGGACACCAUGUGUUGUUCAUACACUUAAUCUUGCUUUGAAGAACAUUUGUCCACCAAGGAAUGUGGAAACAAAUGAACUAACAUAUGAACAAUAUUAUAGUGAUGCAUGGUUACUUGAGGAUUCUACAAGAUGUGCUCCACAUAGGGAUGGAGAAAUUUCACAAGAAAGGAUGAAAUGUCUUCGAAGGUUGUUUCCUAAUGAUGAUGAGUAUAGCAAAGUCCUUGAUGAGUAUGCAAUGUUUUCAAUAAAGAGUGGUCCUUUUGAGGAUUUAACAAGAAUUUCAAAGAUGGCUAUUAUGGGACCCAAGAAUUGGUGGGUUAACUUUGGUGCUCAAACUCCUUUUCUCCAGACUUUGGCUCUUAGAUUACUUGGAAAAUCUAGUUCUUCUUCUUGUGUUGAGCGUAAUUGGAGUACUUAUGCAUUUAUUCACUCACUUAAGAGGAACAAGUUGACUACAAGUCGUGCUCAAGACUUGGUUUACAUCCACAAUAAUCUCCGACUUUUGUCAAGGAAUCCGAAUGAUGAUGUAAAGAUGUGGGAUGUUGGUGGAGAUGCUUUUGAUUCAAUGGAAGAUGUAGGGUUUUUGGAGGUUACCGAUCUCUCACUAGAUGAGCCGGAUUUUGAAAAUGAUUUGAUUAUUGAUAAUUAA